Molecule: messenger RNA, 1157 nt
Organism: Nematolebias whitei (Rio pearlfish)
Lineage: Eukaryota; Metazoa; Chordata; Actinopteri; Cyprinodontiformes; Rivulidae
Gene: hmgb1b
Product: high mobility group box 1b
Exons: 5
Coding region: 238-831 (197 amino acids)
Biological process (GO): regulation of transcription by RNA polymerase II
Cellular component (GO): nucleus
Molecular function (GO): DNA binding, bending
Source: RefSeq, a predicted model, not a curated record
GGCUGGCAGCCAUCUUCGUUUCAAGCUUAGCGCCAUCGCUCCGUUGUGUUUGGAACAACCAACCAAGCGCACUCCGAGCAGGACCGUGUCCAAUAAGAGGCUCCAAGAAGUUGGCGGCAGCCAAUGUCCGACACACCGGAUAAACACAGACGAAUCCCCACAGCCAAAAGAGCGCGCACCGACGCUUCUCCUCGCCCCAUUGUUUGAGACGUCCAUCCAGCCGGAGGGUAAGCCAAAAUGGGGAAGGAUCCAAAGAAGCCGAGGGGUAAAAUGUCCUCGUAUGCCUAUUUUGUGCAAACAUGCCGGGAGGAGCACAAGAAGAAACAUCCUGAUGCCUCCGUCAACUUUUCAGAGUUCUCUAAAAAAUGCUCUGAGCGAUGGAAGACAAUGUCACCAAAAGAGAAGGGCAAGUUUGAAGAUAUGGCCAAACAAGACAAGGUGCGUUACGAGAGGGAGAUGAAGAAUUACAUACCCCCCAAGGGUCAGAAGAAGAAGCGAUUUAAGGACCCUAAUGCUCCCAAGAGACCACCGUCCGCAUUCUUUCUUUUCUGCGCCGACUUUCGCCCCAAAGUGAAGGGCGAGCAUCCCGGCCUUUCCAUCGGGGACACGGCGAAGAAGCUCGGAGAGAUGUGGAACAGCUCCUCUGCAGAAGAAAAGCAGCCGUAUGAAAAGAAGGCCGCCAAGUUGAAGGAGAAAUACGACAAAGAUAUUGUGGCAUACCGCACAAAGGGUAAGGUGGAUUCAGGAUCUGCUGCUGCAGCUGACGAUGAUGGCGAGGAAGAAGAGGAGGGAGAAGAGGAUGAGGAAGAAGAGGAAGAUGAUGAUGAGUAGAAUUCGUCAAGAUGGGACCUGAAGUUUUGUUUAUGCCAUAUAAUCUUAAUGUACUCGGUUCACUAUCUUGAAUCUAAAACCCAGUUGUAUAUUUAAUGUUUUUAUGAUGUACAGUGUUAAUCUCCCUUUUUUGUAAAGGUAACACUACAUAUCCUCAGUUUGAACUUUUUCUAGUGCUAGUCCUUUAUUCCUGCCAAAUUAUAUAACUAUUUAGAAAGACUACAUAUCAGUAUGGAAGUAGCUAGUCUUUUUGUGUUAAGUGUCAAAAAUGAGGUUUAUCAGUUGCUAGUGUAUUAUUUGUUUUGAAAAUUAUUUUUUUAUGUGCC